Molecule: messenger RNA, 723 nt
Organism: Fulvia fulva
Lineage: Eukaryota; Fungi; Ascomycota; Dothideomycetes; Mycosphaerellales; Mycosphaerellaceae
Product: Ribonuclease H1
Exons: 2
Coding region: 1-723 (240 amino acids)
Biological process (GO): DNA replication, removal of RNA primer
Molecular function (GO): RNA-DNA hybrid ribonuclease activity; nucleic acid binding
Source: RefSeq, a predicted model, not a curated record
AUGGGAUACCCACCUGACACGCCUCCGGACCACAUCACCCAAGAGCACUUUCCGUUCGUCCAUCUCGUGUGUCCAGCACACGUUAUGGAUAACCCUUGCGAUGCCUGUGGACGUCGGGUCCACCACAUCGACUGCAUUGUCAUCGCGGUCGAUGGCGUCUGUCCAAACAACGGCAAGAGGAACAAUCUCAUCUUCUCGCCAGCCGGUGUUCACGUCGGACUUGGCAAUGAACUGAGCGGUGGAUACACCUUGAUACACAAGGGCGCGACACAUCAGACGGCGGAGCUGCAAGCCGGGAUCAAGGGCCUGGAGAUUGCGCUCUGCAUCGUGUCAGAGGAUCUCCCCGACAACACUGCUCGCAUGGGCACUCUCGUAAUCAAGACAGACUCGAAGUACGUCUUCGAAGGCAUUACCGACCACAUCAAGAAGUGGAAGCUCAACGGCUGGCAAACUGCCUCGAAGAAGCCAGUGGCGAACAAGGAGCUGUGGCUGCGUUUGGCGAAGACUGUGGAGAAGGAUGCUGACUGGUGGGCAAACGUGGGCUACCACGGCGUCAAGUACUACGAUGCCGAGAGAUGGCUGGACGAGAACCAUGACGGGAACCUCGAUGAGAAAUAUGAUGCUGUUCAGUGUUGUAUCGAGCAAGCCAAUGCGCCUUUCAUGUGGAACGGUCGAGAAUGGCUCUUCCCGAUGAAGGAUCAGGACCGCAACACUCUGCUAUAA